Messenger RNA from Effrenium voratum, 4860 nucleotides. NCBI's taxonomy places the organism in Eukaryota, Dinophyceae, Suessiales, Symbiodiniaceae. The record is from the annotation of a GenBank genome assembly.
AUGGAGGAAUUCACCUGCCUAGAUGAGUCCACGCAAAUUCUGCGUGUGCGCUUGACCCCGGACGGGCGCAUCGAGCCGGUGAGGGCAGAGGAGCCGGGUGUUUUCCCAGGGCUUUUCCAGGCCGGCGGAGCAGGGCGCCAAGAACCAGGCGCUGGCGUGCUCGAGUUGCAGGUGCCAGGCACCAACCUGGCGGAGCAGGCCACGUUCUCGGGGAAGAUGCUGCUGCGGGUCUUCUCGGAGGACACCCCGGCGGCGGAGCCCACGGUGCGGCGCUGCAGUGCCGCGGAGGUCUUGGAGCACGUGCUGGGCGUUCUGAAGACAGGCGCGGAGUCCGUGAACCUGGUCUUGGGCUACGAGAUGCUGCAGCUCAAGUACGACAAGAUGGACGUGGUCAACGAGGCGGAGCACCGCACCAGGCCAUGGAUUGUGACCCACUAUGCCUGGGGCCCGGUCCGGCACUUCCGCCUGUGGCCGGAGCCGGAUCCUCUUCAGAAGCACUUCGACAUGAUGGCCAGCAGCAAGAGGAACGCGGAGCACGUCCAGCAGCAGAUCCUGCACAAGCUGCGGCGUGCCUCCACUCCGCCACAGGAGGUGGAACGCUUCCUGGAAAGCACCGGUGGCGAGGGAUCGGACAAGGUGGAUGUGGAGGUCCCCUCAGCCUACAAAGGCAUCAUCAUCGGCAGAGGUGGGGAGAAGGUGAAGGAACUGCGACAAAAGUUCCAGGUCACUGUCGAAUUUCCGCCCGGGGACACCGGGGAGCCCGUGAAUGUCUGGGGCAAGGAGGAGCAGAAUUGCAGGGACUGCGCUGAGGAGAUCAGGGCCUUGAUGGAGAGCCACAGCCUUCGGCCGAAGACAAAGCCCAGAGCCAGGCAGGCCCACGGCGCCGCUGCCGCUCCGCAUCCCAAGCGAUGCGACCUCUGCGAGGCCGGGAUCAGUUCCUUGCGUGGCGCGCUGCAGCAUUUGCGCGGCUCCAAACACCUGCAAAAGCUGUGCGAGGGGCGGCCUCAAGUGGUCAAGCUUUUGCGUCCAAAAGGAGGAGAUGACGGGGAGGGGCAGAAGAAAGAGGAGGAGAAAGAGGAGGAGGGGCAGAAGAAAGAGGAGGAGAAAGAGGAGGAGGGCUCUGUCUGCGUCCCGCCAGGGGGCUGUUGCUUCUCAGCUCUGGAGGAGCUGCUCAGAAUGCCGGACAUUCGGGUGUUGCACGAGGAGCUGGGAUUCAGAGCAGGUGCCCUCCUCUCGGCCAUCCCCCUCGAGCAGCAGAGGGAGGAGCGGCUGAGGUUGCUGGCAGCAGAGGUGGCCACGUUCAGUGCGGAUGCGGCCUGGCUGCGGGUCAGGUCCCGCAUGCUGAUCCGCUGGGAUGAUGUGGCAACGAAGGACACCCGGAGGACUCCCAGGACGACUGCUCCCAGCCUUUUCGACAUGAUGGACCGCAUCGCAUUGGGCGCACCGCCACAAGCGCGGGUCCCUUCACUGCCUGCGCCGCUGCCUGGUGUGGACCCAAAGCAUCACACGAAGAAUGCCAACAGAGGUCUCCAGAAGUACCCGGAGGAGCCUGGUAGCGGCAGACUGGGCCUCGCACUUAUGCAGAAGCUCGGCUGGAAUGAAUCCUUCGACUUUGUCUGCGGGACGUCUUUCAUCAAAGCGUUGGCAGGUGACAGCACCAGGCUGAAGGACGCAUAUUACCUGCAGCGCUUCAAUGACACUGUGUGCGUCUUGCACAUCCGGUCGCAUUUUCACAGCCAGAAUGAGGCUGGCCACGCGGUGGAGCGGCUGCUGUGCGGUGCAGCUCCAAGCUACUGCUUGGCAGCCACAUCGCUUUCAGUGGGCGACACCACCUUCCUGGUGACCAGCGAGGUGGAUGCAACUGACGCGGCGGGAGACUUGGUGGAGCUGAAAAGCUCGAAGCACGGACAGGGCUUCAUGUCCGCGGCCAACGUGCUGCAGAUCACCAUCAACGGGUCCCAAACAGUGUGGGGCUGCUGUCUGGAUGAAGACUCCACCCGGCUGCUGGAGGUUCGGCGCUUCAGCGCGGAGGAGGCGCGGCUAAAGCACGCGCAGAGCUAUGUGAGCCAGGGCCAGCACUUCCGCCUGCUGCUGGGCAAGGUGCGAGACCACCUGAGGGAAAGCGAGGAGCAACAAUCGCUGGUGUGGAAGCUCACCUUUGAUGAUUGUAAGCUCCCGCUCUGGCAUGUGGCGGACGUGCAGGUCCUGCCAGACGGCCUGCUGAAUGAUGGCACGUUCAGCAACGACCAGAGGCUUCUGGGUACAGGAGACAGACGAGUCCUUCCAGCCGCUGGACGGCAAUGUGGCGACGGAAGUCAAGGGCAGGAAGUUCGCCCCACAGCCGCCGAAGGGGACCCACAUCGACACGGUGGACCGGAUUCUGAAGGCCCUGGUGCGGCAGCUGCAGGCUUUGGCCUCCGAGGUGGCCAACUGGCAGCUGCUCAUCGACUGGGAGCCUCGCUUUGCCAAGAGCAUCAAAGAGUGUCUGCACGAGGCUCAGCGCAUGCGGAUGAUGGGGGACGAGGCGGGGCACGUGCGGUUCUGCCUGAAGACGGUGGAUUUGAUGGAGAAGAUGACGCUGGACCAGCGACUGGGCACCACCAAGCUGAACAACACCGCGCCUCGGUCAUGGCCAACAAGCAGAUCGCAGACGACAUGUUUUUUACCUUUCAGCAAGGGGGGAUGCCCAGAGAUCGCUUCGAGAAGACGCUGGAGCAGCACUGCAAGCGAGUGAUCGCCAUGGUGGAGCACACCCUUCUUCCUAUGGCCGAGCACAACAAGGACUUGGAACGUCAAGCCAUGUGCCUACGGCAGAAGGCAGACUAUUUGCGUUACAUGUACUUCUGGCUUCCUCGUGCCCGGCAACACGGGGACGAGAUCGAGCAGAUCUACCGCAGGGCCACGGACUUGUGCCAGCGCCUGCACCCCCGCCACGUCAUCGGCAGCUCCGUGUUCGUGAACCUGGCCUCCUUCUACGCGGAGUGCCAGCGCGACAUGGAGCGGGCGGCGGAGGCCUGCCGCCUGGGUCGCACCUGGGGCCGCCGCCCCACAGAUCAUCUGCCCACCCCUGGUGAAACCUUCGGCUUUACGCUGCUGGAGAAGAACCUCGAGGCCCUGGAGAGUCAGCUGCUGUUGCUGGAGCUAUCCUUUGACCAAGAGAAGCUCGACCAGCACAAGGAGGCGCUGGGCAGCCGCUGGGAGGAGGAAGAGGAGGUGCGGGAGGAGUUGCUGAGUCCGAUGUCGCCAGCUUUGUCGCCGGACAUGGCUCCCAGUAUCGAUGUGGAUCGCUUCGACCGCGACAACUGUCUGUCCGAUUGGGAUCGAGCGCGGCUGUUUGCUGCCAACUUCGCCAAAGAGACUGCCGGGAUUUGCCUGGAUCGGUCCUGGGAUCCAGCGCCAAAAGUCUCAGGGACCUCAGCUCGCAAGCCGUCCAAAGCGAAGCCGAGCAUUGUGCAGCAGGCCUUUGAAACUGUCACCAGGACGGGCCUUUCAUUGUCGCCUGAGCAGCGGAAGGAAUGCAAAGCUGUGCGGCGCUGGUUGAGCGCUAUGCCGUGCCAUCAUCACAUGGAUGAGGAUGAGGACGACAUAGCCAGCGACAUUAUCCAGGUGCGGUGGCUGGACGAAGUGGAGGUCACUGUUCUCAGCUUCGCAGACAGGGGAAGGCAGAAAGUGGAGAAGUACUCGAAGGCCUGCAAAUUGAACUACGUCAGCUUGGGCCCCCUGCCCGUGGAUGAGGAGCUCGAGGAAGCGCUGCUGAAGGAAGGCAUGAGCAGCAACAGCACUCUGCACCAUUUUGAACACAUUGUGAAGCAAGUGCUGAUGCCUUCCAACGACGCUUUGGCCCUUGGAGUCGAGAAAUAUCUGGAGAACGCCGAGAGGCCCACCUUCGGGCUGGUGUCGAUGCCUUUUGGCCUCGUGGGGCGACUUCUCGAGCAACGCGGCGUGGACUUCGCGGUGAACAUUCCAACGAUCUUGGUUCCACCGGUACCGUGGGCUGCGGCUUAUGUUCCGGUGCCCUUUGUUCUGGACGUGAGCGUGCAUGACAUGAGCUUCCUGGAAAGGAUGCUGGUGAUUGGGAGCAACUGGCUCUUCAACCUGGUCCGCGUGGCCGCCCUGACCGCGGGCUAUCGCUUCUCCUUCAUGCCGGAGUUGGGCUGGGACAUGUGGAUGGGGCGCCUGGUCUUCGUGAACACCAUCCCGGGCAUGGACUACACGCAGCCGCUGCCGCCCCUGGUGCAGUACCCGGGGCCGGUGGUGGACGUGAAGAAGAUGGAGCCCUUCCCUGAGGACGUGGAGCGGUGGUUGGAGGAGGUUCCGGCGAACACGCCCGUGGUGUACGUCAGCUUCGGCACCGUGGUGUCUCUCUCGCCCGACCGCGCCAGGGCGAUGCUGUCGACGUUGACCUCCUCAGAGUAUUACAUCCUCUGGGCGCUGCCAAAGUCCCAGCAGGUGGGCCUGCCGGAGACUUUGCCCAGCGUGAAGGUCCACCACUGGGUGCCCGCCACGCGCUUGGCGCACCCCAAGGUGAAGGCCUUCGUGUCCCACUGCGGCGGCAACUCUGCGGCCGAGUCCAUGGCGCUGGCCGUGCCGAUGGUCGGCUACCCCCAGUUCGGGGACCAGCCCGCCGUGUGCCGCCGCAUCGCCGACGCGGGCGCGGGCAUCACCGGCCCGCAGGGCGGCUCCGAACAGAGUCCUACGCCCGGAAGGCCGAAGCCAUGUCCCGGCUCUUCACGCGGUUCGGGGGCGUGUCACGGGCAGCUGACCUCAUGGAGCUGGGGGCCAGGGGGGACCACAAGCUGCUGCAGAUGCCGCAGGAGCGCUCAGCGACCACCUGGUUCCUCCUGGGAGGCUAUGAUUUGA